AUGGGUCGCUGGACAGACAUGGAUAGCGACGCCGAGCGCCUCCCCUCCGGCUUCGAGCGCAUAGGCUACGACGCCGACACCCAAACCUACACCUUCCGCGACGCAUCCGGCCUUAUCUACGAAUCCGAGCCCGGAAACCGAUACGGCGAGCUGCGUGCAACGGGCGAGCACUCGCAGCCCCCGUCUGACGAGCAACGACGCGAGCAGGAUGAGAUGAUAGAAGAAGGCAAUAGGAGCGCUGAGUGA
This is a messenger RNA of Alternaria conjuncta, 246 nucleotides long. RefSeq lists its product as uncharacterized. The coding region runs from base 1 to 246 and encodes 81 amino acids. The record is from RefSeq and is a predicted model, not a curated record. The transcript has 3 exons. Lineage: Eukaryota; Fungi; Ascomycota; Dothideomycetes; Pleosporales; Pleosporaceae.